Molecule: messenger RNA, 816 nt
Organism: Arctia plantaginis
Lineage: Eukaryota; Metazoa; Arthropoda; Insecta; Lepidoptera; Erebidae
Source: the annotation of a GenBank genome assembly
AUGAAUAAACCCGAACUUUAUCGACUAAGCAAUAGCAUGCAGAGGAAAGAUGCAGCCGAAUUUUUGGAAGAAUACGCACCAAAAAUGUCAUGGAAGAAAAACAAUAAUAGAAUCCUCGAUGUAGGUUGUGGCGAUGGCAGCGUUACGAAUAUGCUCAUGAAGUAUUUACCUAACGAUUUCAAUUUAUUAGGCUCUGACAUAAAUGAGAACAUGGUGAAGUUUGCGAACGAACAGAAUCGCAACACGCAGACUUCUUUCAUUGUAUCGGAUAUAGUAGAUGAAAUACCAGAGGAGAUGAAAAGAAGCUUUGACCACGUGUUCUCAUUCUAUGCUUUACACUGGGUUGAAAAUCACAAACAAGUUUUCAAAAACAUAUUCGAUCUCCUGGAAGAAAAUGGACAAUUUUUUGCAAUUUUUCUGGGUUCUAACCCAUACCAACAAAUCUUUCGUACCAUGUCGCAGGAUAGAGUGUUCAGUCCUUUUGCAGGAGACGUAGAAAAACACAUUUCACCGUAUUGGGACUCCAAGGAACCAGAAAAGGAAAUUACAAAACUGAUGGAAAGCAGUGGAUUCAUUGACGUCGACGUGAAGUAUGAAGAUAAGAUUUUUCAGUCCGAUGACAUGCAUUUAUUUAAAAAACACUUUAUUGCAGUCCUUCCAUUCAAACUACCCGAUGAAAUCCUUGAGUAUGCUUUUGAGAACUUCAUACGAAUGUUAAAAGAAAUCGAAAUUGCACAUGGCGUUAACAAUCCUCCAAACAUUGUUAAUAUAUAUUAUAAAUUAUUUAAAGUAUAUGGUCAUAAGCCCCUAGUUUAA